AUGGCGGAAGUUUCGAAGUUUGUAGAAAAGACAAUUUCUUUGUUAAAUAUAGAAAGAAAGGCCGAAGUUGACGAAGCAAGAUCCAUUCAGGAGAACGUAAACUUAAAUGAGCUUCAAAGAAAAGGAGUAUGUUUGUUGAAACUUCGAUUAAGGAGCCGUUGUACUGGUCUCUACGGCAGGUCUCUCUUGACGUUUGAGAGCUCGGAGGUUGGAGGCGCAGAAAGUCCAGAUGGUAGAGUUCUCCCAGCGCACCGCAUCACUCCAGGUGAUAUUGUAGGAGUUUACCAAUAUGGAUCAACUGCUGCUUCAAGUGAGAUAUGUUCUGGUAUUGUGUCCCGUGUUACCCAGGCAACCAUUGUUGUUGCCUUUGAUGAUUCAGCAAAUUCCCAAGACAUUGAUAAUGAUGGGCAAUACAGGUUAAACCAGUUAGCAAAUGAUGUCACAUAUAAGAGGAUUAAAAG
This is a messenger RNA of Exaiptasia diaphana, 461 nucleotides long. Its product is annotated as DNA-binding protein SMUBP-2. The record is from RefSeq and is a predicted model, not a curated record. Gene Ontology annotation, molecular function: RNA binding. NCBI's taxonomy places the organism in Eukaryota, Metazoa, Cnidaria, Anthozoa, Actiniaria, Aiptasiidae. The annotation marks the transcript as partial. The transcript is spliced from 2 exons.